This is a messenger RNA of Trypanosoma grayi, 456 nucleotides long. RefSeq lists its product as hypothetical. The coding region runs from base 1 to 456 and encodes 151 amino acids. The transcript has a single exon. The record is from RefSeq and is a predicted model, not a curated record. NCBI's taxonomy places the organism in Eukaryota, Euglenozoa, Kinetoplastea, Trypanosomatida, Trypanosomatidae.
AUGCUCGAGGCAAUCAUUAUUGUACCGUUCGGUGUGGCCUUGUGGGCGCUGUCAAAAAAACAGGCCAGGCAGAAAGAGAUUAUUGGUGCGCUUGAGGCUACCAUUGUGAGCCAGCGCCAGGAAUUGGACCGCCUGCUGCAAACGGGAAACGUCUUGAGUUCGGCGCGGCUAGCCGCUUUCUCGGCAGUUGUGGCGGCAGGCGUGUGUGUCUGCUUCCUCCUCUUCCGCCCUGGAUCGGCGUCGCCUUUGCGAUGUGACCUUCCGCCGCCUACGUAUACCCCAAACCUUGCGCGGCACGAUGAGGAAGAGUGUGUUGUGUGCAUGAACCACAAAAGAGACACCCUGUUCGAGCCGUGUCGCCAUCUCUGCGUAUGCUGGCCGUGUUCACGCGCUAUGCAUACCUGCCCGUUGUGCCGGCAGGAAAUAACGAGUUGCCAGUUUACAUUCAUUCCUUGA